AUGGCUUUCACUCCAGUUAAGAACUCUGCUUACUGUUCUCGUUUCCAAACUCCUUUCAGAAGAAGAAGAGAAGGUAAGACCGAUUACUACCAAAGAAAGAGACUUGUCGCUCAACACAAGGCCAAGUACAACUCUCCAAAGUACAGAUUAGUCGUUAGAUUCACCAACAAGGACAUCAUCUGUCAAAUCGUCUCCUCUACCAUCACUGGUGACAUUGUUCUAGCUGCUGCUUACUCUCACGAACUACCAAGAUACGGUAUUACCCACGGUCUAACCAACUGGUCUGCCGCUUACGCUACUGGUUUGUUGAUCGCUAGAAGAGCUCUACAAAAGCUAGGUCUAGACGAAACCUACAAGGGUGUUGAAGAAGUUGAAGGUGAAUACGAAUUGACCGAAGCUGUUGAAGAUGGUCCACGUCCAUUCAAGGUCUUCCUAGAUAUUGGUCUACAAAGAACCACCACUGGUGCCAGAAUCUUCGGUGCUCUAAAGGGUGCUUCUGACGGUGGUCUAUACGUUCCUCACUCUGAAAACAGAUUCCCAGGUUUCGAUUUCGAAUCUGAAGAAUUAGAUGCUGAUUUGCUAAGAAACUACAUCUUCGGUGGUCACGUUUCUGAAUACAUGGAAGAAUUAGCUGAUGAUGAUGAAGAAAGAUUCCAAGAAUUAUUCAAGGGUUACGUUGCUGACGACAUUGAAGCUGAUGCCAUGGAAGACAUCUACCAAUCUGCUCACGAAGCUAUCAGAGCUGAUCCAUCCUUCAAGGCUACUGAAAAGAAGUUCACCAAGGAACAAUACGCUGCUGAAUCCAAGAAGUUCAGACAAGUUAAGUUGACCAGAGAAGAAAGACAAGCUCGUGUUGCUGCCAAGAUUGCUGCUCUUACUUCCCAACAAUAA
Messenger RNA from Maudiozyma saulgeensis, 891 nucleotides. Lineage: Eukaryota; Fungi; Ascomycota; Saccharomycetes; Saccharomycetales; Saccharomycetaceae. The record is from the annotation of a GenBank genome assembly.